Messenger RNA from Aspergillus caelatus, 2865 nucleotides. RefSeq names its product putative C2H2 transcription factor PacC (gene pacC). Gene Ontology annotation, biological process: positive regulation of transcription by RNA polymerase II. The annotation marks the transcript as partial. The record is from RefSeq and is a predicted model, not a curated record. The transcript has 3 exons. NCBI's taxonomy places the organism in Eukaryota, Fungi, Ascomycota, Eurotiomycetes, Eurotiales, Aspergillaceae. Gene Ontology annotation, cellular component: nucleus.
CCCCCUGACUUGUCCUGUCUGUCUUUUUCCCAGUCUUCCCUUCACUCCCCUUCUUUUAUUAUAUCACCUUUUGUUUUCGCAACUGUUUCUAUAUCCGGUAACAUACGCGUGUUGCAUUGGUAGUUGUUGUCAUUGCCAACUCAUCGCGUAUUACCUUCUCUCCCCAUCCCUGAUCUUCCUUAUUAGCCAGAAGUUCCUUAGUUUGGACAUCUUUGGUUCUUACCGAGGGAAAUCUCACUUGGUUUGACUUGUAUUGAGUCCUUUUACGACGACUUCCGCUCCCAAGAAAGGGACAAGAAAUUGUCUUGGCAAUGUCGGAACCCCAAGACACCACUUCCCCUUCAACUGCGGCUGCUCCUAUUGCCGCGUCGACUACACAGGAGCAACCCCAAACCCAGUCGCCGCCUCAAGUCUCUGCUACCACGACAUCCUCGGUGACGGCAACCGCAGCCGCAGCGACCGCAGCUGUAGCAUCUCCCCCUGUUAAUGGUGCUGCGCGCCCGGCCGAAGAGUUGUCUUGUCUUUGGCAAGGAUGUGCUGAGAAGUGUCCUACCCCAGAAUCCCUCUAUGAGCAUGUCUGCGAACGUCAUGUAGGUCGCAAGAGUACAAAUAACCUCAACUUGACCUGCCAAUGGGGCAGUUGCCGAACUACCACUGUCAAGCGCGACCAUAUCACCUCUCAUAUCCGAGUACAUGUGCCCUUAAAACCCCACAAGUGCGACUUCUGUGGAAAGGCCUUCAAGCGCCCUCAGGACUUGAAGAAACAUGUCAAGACACAUGCAGAUGAUUCGGUUCUGGUUCGGUCACCUGAACCGGGUUCCCGGAACCCAGAUAUAAUGUUUGGAGGUAACCCAGCAAAAGGUUAUGCUACAGCUACGCAUUACUUCGAACCCGCCUUGAACCCUGUCCCCAGCCAGGGUUAUGCUCACGGAGCUCCUCAAUACUAUCAAUCUCAUCAUCCACCUCAACCAGCGAACCCGUCUUACGGUAACGUCUACUAUGCGCUAAACCAUGGACAUGAGGCCGGCCACGCAUCAUACGAGUCGAAAAAGCGUGGAUAUGAUGCGCUGAACGAGUUCUUCGGUGACCUUAAGCGCCGCCAGUUUGAUCCAAACUCCUACGCCGCGGUUGGGCAACGCCUACUUGGUUUACAAAGCCUGUCUCUCCCCAUUCUCAGCGGCGGCCCACUCCCUGAAUAUCAACCCAUGCCUGCGCCUGUGGCCGUAGGUGGCGGAGGCUACAGCCCUGGUGGCCAUCCUCCCGCUCCCGCGUACCAUCUCCCCCCCAUGAGUAACGUCCGUACCAAGAACGACCUGAUCAACAUCGAUCAGUUCUUGCAACAAAUGCAGGACACUAUCUAUGAGAAUGACGAUAAUGUGGCAGCUGCCGGUGUUGCUCAACCGGGUGCCCAUUACGUUCAUGGCGGCAUGAGUUAUCGCACCACCCACUCGCCACCCAGUCAGCUGCCUCCAAGCCAUGCUACGGCCACCACUUCCGCAGGCCCCAUUUUGGCCAAUCCUGCGGCCCAUUCGCCUACUGGAACACCCGCACUCACACCACCCUCAAGUGCACAAUCGUAUACUUCUGGUCGGUCACCCGUUUCCUUGCACUCAACAAGCCGGGUAUCUCCUCCUCAUCAUGAAGGUGGCUCAAGCAUGUACCCUCGCCUGCCGUCAGCUACUAUGCCUGACAGCAUGACUGCUGGCUACCCGACCACAUCAAGCGCAGCUCCUCCAUCCACCCUUGGUGGUAUCUUUGACCAUGAUGAUCGUCGCCGGUAUACUGGUGGCACCUUGCAACGCGCAAGACCAGAGGAGCGCCAUCUACCUGAGCCGAUGGAUCUGUCUCAUGAUAACAAGGACGACGGAGAGCGGACACCACCUGCCAAGCCGCGUCAAGCACCCUCAUCACCCGGUCGCAUCUCCGCUAGCUUGAUUGACCCUGCUCUUUCGGGUUCGGCAAACGAAGCAGAGACAAUGCGGACGGCCCAAGCCGCGACUGAGGUCGCUGAGCGAUCAGAUGUGCAGUGGGUUGAAAAAGUCCGCCUUAUCGAGUACCUGCGCAAUUACAUUGCAUCUCGUCUCGAGCGGGGUGAAUAUGACGGCGAUUCAGGCAUGACUCGUGAGUCGCGCACACCAGAGGCUGGACCUGAUGGCCACAUGGAAGGUGUGGAGAGUGAGCCCGUUUCUCAUCAUGCCAAGUCUGAGUCUCCGGUGAAACCUGAGGCGGGAGGUGAUACGGUGAUGUACCCGACACUACGGGGACUCGAUGAGGAUGGAGAUUCUAAGAUGCCUAAUUAAGCGAUAUCCUUCAAUUUGCUCUGUUUGCAUUCCCCUGAUCUGUUACUCUACUCUUGCGUAUCCUUUUCUUUACGGCUCGUUACGAAACCGUUGUGGGAGUUUGUCUUAUCUUUCUUUGCUCUGAAUUGUGGAUCGUGAACUAUCGAAUACCUACUAUUUUUGUAACCGCCGGUCGUGUAUUUGUUUUUGUAAGAACGUUUUGUUCGAACAUUUCUGUUCUUGUAUAGUGGGGAGUUUCGAAUGCAAAGGAUAGGAAUUGGGUACAAUUUAUUUUUCAUUUUAUUUUUACUUUUUUCCUAACUUAUAAUAAUUUCCUCCAAAGACUCGGGCAUUAUUUCUUAAAGUUUGGUAGAGCUGCUAGGAAGAGAUGAAGAAUGAGGGUGACUUAGACUAUGAUUGGUCAGGCUGCGCAGGAUGCCUUUGGUUCCAGCCCGAUGCAUGAAAUAAACAGGGAAAAGUAAAUCCAACCGUUUGCAAGCAAACCAUGUUUAUUUGGUGACAACAGACUACAUUUGGUUAUAUUGUCCUUUGUUUUGAGAUAGAUGUAUAGGGAAUGGAAGGUAAU